AGACCCCCUCUGCCCUCACUCCCCUUCCCUAGGCCAACAGAGUUAGGUACCCAUGUUUACAUAACAUACAAUAAACAGUAAAAUGGAGCAACAAGAGUGGGGCUCAGGGAUGAUGGUUUUGAGCUCCAUGUGUGCGUGGCCUGGUAGAGACACCCACCGCAAGGCGGCCUCCCAGAACUGAACAAUGGCCCAUUCCAGAUGCGACGGUACAAGGGUGGAAAUUUGGCACUAGCAGGUUCCUGGGCAGAUCGGUCACCACUGCACGAAGCAGCAAGUCAAGGUCGUCUUCUCGCUCUGCGAACAUUGUUAUCACAGGGUUAUAAUGUAAAUGCAGUAACUAUAGACCAUGUCACCCCCUUGCACGAAGCCUGCCUCGGAGACCAUGUGGCGUGCGCCAGAACUCUACUGGAAGCUGGAGCUAAUGUAAACGCACUCACGGUAGAUGGAGUGACUCCGUUAUUCAAUGCAUGCUCACAAGGCAGUACUAGCUGUACGGGACUUCUUUUGGAAUAUGGUGCCAAGCCCCAGCUGGAGUCGUGUCUUCCUUCUCCCACCCACGAGGCCGCCAGUAAAGGUCAUCAUGAAUGCCUAGAAAUACUGAUAUCCUGGGGCAUAGACGUUGACCAAGACAUUCCUCAUUUGGGAACUCCUCUUUAUGUGGCUUGUAUGUCACAGCAGUUCCACUGUAUCCGGAAGCUUCUUUAUGCGGGUGCUGAUGUACAAAAAGGCAAAUACUGGGACACUCCAUUACACGCUGCUGCCCAGCAGUCCAGCACGGAAAUUGUAAACUUACUGCUAGAAUUUGGAGCAGAUAUCAAUGCCAAAAACACAGAGCUUCUGCGACCUGUAGAUGUAGCUACUUCUAGCAGUUUGGUGGAAAGGCUGUUGCUUCAACAUGAAGCGACUCCAAGCACUCUUUGCCAACUUUGCCGACUCUGUAUCCGAAACUACAUAGGAAGACCAAGAUUGCACCUUAUCCCACAGCUCCAGCUGCCGACAUUAUUGCAGAACUUCUUACAGUAUCGAUAAUGCAGUAAAAUAAUUCUGAAUUCUUUCAAACUCAUUUCUAUUUCAUCCGCAUAGUGCAUAUUUUAUAUUAAAUUACGCUAGAGUGUAAGUGAAUAGGGGGCCCCAGUGAAGAGGUGAAUUUAAAUUAUAAGUGAGUACUAGUGAGUACUACUGUUUUAUGCAUUUUUACUGUUUUUUGGACUAUAGCAUAUUUAACAUCCCUAUAUGUUAUUAGUCAUUCCCAUGUACCCUUUUGGAUUUAGGGGGGAAAAAAAGGGAAAUCUCCAUUUCAUGUCUUUUUAAAGUGAAAAAGAAAAAUACGAACUCCUUUCUUCAAAUAAUGCAUUAACUUUUAAGUGUUAGCCACUGUAAUUGAUUAUCUCUCUGUAUUUUUCAUAUUAAUGCAAAAUAUGCGUAUGGUUUAGAAAAUAACAACUAAUAUCCUUUUUGAAAUAAAGAUGGCUGUCAUUCAGGAAACCCACUAUAUUGAAUGUGCCCCUGUAGUUAUAAUGAUCAAUUCAUGAAGCAAAGAUAACUUGCCCCUUCCCUGCAAAGAUCUCACUAGUCACUUCACCACCUUCAAUGUCCCCAUUCCAGAAAGUGGUGGGACUCUGGUUAUGGCUCCUUCUGUCUCAUCCUGAGAUGGUUGGAACAUUACACCCCUGCUAAGGUUUUUUAAGACCUCCUCCUUCUCCAGGGUGGCCUCUGAGAGUCUCUCUUCAGUGCUUGUGUACAUAGACUCCAGCCUUCUUCCGCCUCAGAAACUGUCGCUAGCUGGUGGGGCCUGGACCGAAGAAAUUGAACUUCAUACCCAAUUGAUAAAAAGGCCUCCGGGUCACGCUCCAGGAUCAGGGCAGUCCAAGGUUGUGGAAAACGGAAGAUGAAAAUCUCCUUAAAUUGUGGGGGUUUCAAAGAAAAGAAAGAGGGGGCGCCACUUAGCAAACUUAGAGACCUUAUAAAAUUAGCCCCAUACAUAGACCUUACUAGUGCUGUUUCCGGUCCCUCUUACACAAAGCAAGGGUUCGGUGUAGACUAUUAGGAAGGGAGUGUCGGGGUACAAAGUAGUGUCCUCUGCAAGGGUUCAGACUGUGUUCAGUGUCCUCUGCUUUAACUGUACUUCAAUGCAGUAGAAACCAUAAUGAAACAAAUUUUGUGCCUCCUUUGUAAUUUAGACAAGAUUUGAGUCUGCUGUGGACUAAGAAAUGAGAUAAUCCAGAUACUCACAACUGUGUGAAGUAGAAAAUAUUUUGAUGAGCUUUAUAAAUUUAUCAAAUGUUGAUAAAAUAUUUUGACCACGAUCUUAAUAACCCAGGGGCCUAUUUUCCUUUCUCCUUAGUUCUUGGCUGACUUUUGGAGAUCCAUGGGAAAUAAAACUAUUCUUGAAUGUAACCCCAAAGUCACUAAGAUUACCUUUUUUAAAAACCAUGUUUAGAUUUUCAAAAAUAGAAGUUAGGCUCUAGCAUGUUUGUUAAAAAAAUGUCUUCUAUGUGGCUAGUGAGUUUUAUGAGUCUGUUUUACUGAAUAUCCCAGCCUAACAAAUUUGAAAUGUCCUCAUGUAUAAUGUGCAUUUCUUUAUUAUAGAGUAAACUCAUUACAUAUAACUAGGUGUCAAACUGUUUUUCUAGUAAAACAGGUUUCUACUAGUAUUUUCCCUGAGCUAGAGGUAGUUCUUAGAGUGUAAGGAAAUAUAAUUCAUCCCUUAGAGUGUAAGGUACCAAUAAGAGAAGUAAAUACCAAAUAUUAAAAUUAAAAUGGACACCUUAAAAUUUUAGUAUGCUGGUAUCUUGUAUCUUUGCUUGAGUAUGAUUGUCUUAUCAAAGAAGUGUUCUAAUUUAAAUAUAUCAUCUGUUUGUUAAUACAUUAAAGUGUGACUAUUUUCCCUGGAAUAAAACACCUUUUCU
Zalophus californianus (California sea lion) is the source of this 2909-nucleotide messenger RNA. It is a transcript of the gene ASB5, whose product is annotated as ankyrin repeat and SOCS box containing 5. Bases 199 to 1029 code for a protein of 276 amino acids. The record is from RefSeq and is a predicted model, not a curated record. Gene Ontology annotation, biological process: intracellular signal transduction; protein ubiquitination; positive regulation of protein catabolic process. Gene Ontology annotation, molecular function: protein binding. The transcript has 7 exons. NCBI's taxonomy places the organism in Eukaryota, Metazoa, Chordata, Mammalia, Carnivora, Otariidae.